AUGCUAUCAACAUGGCAGACAUUAGAGUUGAAAGUAAACCUUGAUCGCAACACUGCAUUUGGUCGCAACACUGCAUUUGAUCGCAACACUGCAUUUGAUCGCAAUAUUCCAUUUGGUCGUAGUAUUCCAUUUGAUCGUAAUAUAGCAUUUGAUCGUAGUAUUCCAUUUGGUCGUAAUACUGCAUUUGAUCGCAACGCUGUAAUUGAUCGUAAUAUUCCAUUUGAUCGCAACGCUGUAAUUGAUCGUAAUAUUCCAUUUGAUCGCAACGCUGUAAUUGAUCGUAAUAUUCCAUUUGAUCGCAACGCUGUAAUUGAUCGUAAUAUUCCAUUUGAUCGCAACGCUGUAAUUGAUCGUAAUAUUCCAUUUGAUCGCAACGCUGUAAUUGAUCGUAAUAUUCCAUUUGAUCGCAACGCUGUAAUUGAUCGUAAUAUUCCAUUUGAUCGCAACGCUGUAAUUGAUCGUAAUAUUCCAUUUGGUCGUAAUACUGCGUUUGGUCGCAACAACGCAUUUGGUCGUAAUAUUGCAUUUGGUCGCAACAUUGCAUUUGGCCGCAACACCGCAUUUGGUCGUAAUAUUGCAUUUGGUCGCAACAUUGCAUUUGGCCGCAACACCGCAUUUGGUCGUAAUAUUGCAUUUGGUCGCAACAUUGCAUUGGCCGCAACACCGCAUUUGGUCGUUAUAUUGCAUUUUUUCGCAACAUUGCAUUUGAUCCAUUCGAUCGCAACAUGCAAAAAUUGA
Brugia malayi is the source of this 738-nucleotide messenger RNA. RefSeq lists its product as uncharacterized. Lineage: Eukaryota; Metazoa; Nematoda; Chromadorea; Rhabditida; Onchocercidae. Bases 1 to 738 code for a protein of 245 amino acids. The record is from RefSeq and is a predicted model, not a curated record. The transcript has 2 exons.